Molecule: messenger RNA, 1266 nt
Organism: Drosophila kikkawai
Lineage: Eukaryota; Metazoa; Arthropoda; Insecta; Diptera; Drosophilidae
Product: phenoloxidase-activating factor 2-like
Biological process (GO): proteolysis
Molecular function (GO): serine-type endopeptidase activity
Source: RefSeq, a predicted model, not a curated record
UUGUCUUUUUGACUGUGAGAAGCAUGCUUCGACUGACGGCAAUUGUUUCGAUCCUGUGCCUGGCUCUCCUUGGGGUCCAGGCUACCAAAUUGUGCGGCAGAAAUCGCCAAUGCCAGUGUGUACCGCAUCAUCUGUGCAACAUUGGCUUCAAAGACGAAGGACCUGUCCUGGAUUUUGAAAAGAAAGAGGGAUGCGCCUCCACGGAAGCGUGCUGUCCUCCCAAUAAAAUAUUGCAGGAAAAUGAGGAUAACUCUUGGAUGAACCCACCAAAGAAAACCGAAUGCGGCCAAGUGAACUCCAAGGGUCUGACCUUCAGCAUUCAGUCGGCUGAUGGCUUCGCUCAGGAGAACGAGUUACCCUGGAUGACAGCCGUGCUGCACAUGAACAAUUCGUACUUGGGCGGUGGCUCCUUGGUCGCCUUUGAUGUGGUGCUCACUGCUAAUCAUAUUACUAGCGACUUUGACAGCGGUGACCUCGUGGUGCGGGCAGGCGAAUGGGACUUUGGGGCCGAUACUGAGAAGUUCUCCCAUGUGGACGUAGGAGUCCGAAUGAUCGUGCGCCAUCCCUCGUUCGACAGGAGAACUGGGGCCAAUAAUCUUGCCCUGUUAUUCCUCGAGAAACCGCUCGAGGCAUCGCGCCACAUUGGCCUCAUUUGCCUGCCGGCGAGAAACCAAAACUUUGACAGACAAUGGUGUAUCGUCAGUGGCUGGGGCAAGGAUGCCAUCGAACAAAACUCCUACAUGAGCAUCAUGAAGAAGGUGAAAAUACCAAUUGUUGACUCCCGCACCUGCGAGGCACUCCUGAAGCCCCUACGAAGGACAAAUUUCCAGCUCCACGACAGCCUGCUGUGUGCUGGCGGCGAGUUGGGCAAAGACUCGUGCAAAGGUGACGGUGGCUCACCGCUUGCCUGUCCACUCCGAAGCGAUCCCAGCCGCUUUGAGCAGGCUGGCAUUGUGAACUGGGGCAUGGGCUGCGGUAGGGCGAACACUCCGGCAGUUUACACGGAUGUGGCAAAGUUACGCACUUGGGUUGACGAACAGAUCAAAGCCCACUCCAAUGCUAAUGUUGAAUUUAAUGAUGAUGAUGAGGACGAUGAUGCUGGGGAGUAUGACAGCUCAAAUGACUCAUCCACUCAAACUAGGUUCUGGCCUGCAACACCACAGCAGAAUCCCCCAAAGGUAGACAUGAAGACAAUCAGAAGCGCUAAUUAGUCUGUAUAUUUGCCUUGUAACUUCCUUGAGCUCAAUAAAAAUAAACGUAUUCUUA